GAAGAUCAGUGUGGCCUCAAAAGAGUGUUUCUAUCUACGUGUGGACCGGGAGCUGGGUUUCCUGUUGCUCUGUGCUUCCUGUUGUUGUCUUGUUAGGAUGUCCAUCAAAUGCAUGCAUUUCCUGCCCUUCCUCUGGAUGGUAACAGUGGUCUGCCACCACACUGUGCCGGGUGAGGCACAGCCACCAGCCACAGCCACCCCUGCCACCAUCAUCUAUGCUCGCUCUGAAUGGGCUGGCCUUGAACUCAUUAGGCUACCCAACAUCAAACUGCCAGCAGUUCCAGCUUUAGAACGCACUAUGUCCUGGCCUCAAACACACAGCAGUCUGGCCUCAGCCUCUUGAGUGCUGGGAUUACAGCCAAGUCUUCUGGGCCAGACCUGGUAGAAGCCAAAGCCUGUCCAUGGAGGGAUGCUGGGUGACAGAGGUGACCAACGGCUCAAAGAGCAGCUCGGACUUCAACCCGAUGAAGGAUUACAUGAUCCUGAGUGAUGCCCAGAAGAUAGCUGUGGCGGUGCUGUGUACCCUGCUGGGCCUGCUGAGUGCCCUGGAGAACAUGGCGGUGCUCUACCUUAUCCUGUCCUCCCAGCGGCUCCGCAGGAAGCCCUCGUACCUCUUCAUUGGCAGCCUGGCCGGGGCUGACUUCCUGGCCAGCAUCAUCUUUGCCUGCAACUUUGUCAUUUUCCACGUCUUCCAUGGUGUUGAUACCAAGGCCGUCUUCCUGCUGAAGAUCGGCAGUGUGACCAUGACCUUCACAGCCUCUGUAGGCAGCCUGCUGCUGACCGCUGUUGAUCGGUACCUAUGUCUGUGCUACCCACCUACCUACAAGGCUCUAGUCACCCGUGGGAGGGCACUGGUGGCCCUUUGUGUCAUGUGGGUCCUCUCGGCAUUGAUUGCCUACCUGCCACUCAUGGGAUGGACCUGUUGCCCUAGUCCCUGCUCUGAGCUUUUCCCGCUCAUCCCCAAUGACUACCUGCUGGGCUGGCUCCUCUUCAUUACCAUUCUCUUCAUUGGCAUCAUCUACACCUAUGGGUAUGUUCUCUGGAAAGCCCACCAACAUGUAGCCAGCUUGGCAGAGCACCAGGAUAGGCAGGUUCCUGGGAUAGCUCGGAUGCGGCUAGAUGUGAGGUUGGCCAAGACCUUGGGACUGGUACUGGCUGUUCUGCUCAUAUGCUGGUUCCCUGCCUUGGCUCUCAUGGGCCAUAGCCUGGUCAGCACGCUGAGUGAUCAGGUCAAGGAGGCCUUCGCCUUCUGUUCCAUGCUGUGCCUGCUUAACUCUAUGGUCAAUCCUAUCAUUUAUGCCCUGCGAAGUGGAGAGAUCCGCUCCGCUGCCCAGCACUGCCUGGUAAGCUGGAAGAAGCGUCUACGAGGGCUCAGGUCUGAGGGAAAAGAAGAAGCCCCAAGGUCCUCCAUUACAGAGACAGAGGCUGAUGUGAAAACCACCAUGGAGCCUGCUUCCAGAAGUCCAGGCUGCUCCAAUUGCUGACGGUACCUAGUUUCCUAUUAGAAACAGCUUGUGUGAGGAAUCAGUUUUCUCGCUCGAGGAGAGAGGAGUCCCAGACCCUGCGUCCUUCUGGAACCAGCUCUAGGGGACUAAACGCAGACCCCCUUUUUGCCAAAGAGUACUGGGCUUCACGGUUGGAGGGUGACCUGGUCAUGCCUACCUGCACAGUCUAUGGAAAGUGGCCCGUGACGAGACAGGUUCUGUUUACAUCAAGUCAGGAAACCCUCCUGACUCCAGAGACCAAGAAGCAAGAGGGACCUCCAGGGACUGUAAUAGAGCACUCAGAGGUGGUGAGAGAAGAUGAAGGACCUGUUCUCCUGGGCUCACAGAGUACCCUGGCCAGUGUGGCCACUGCCUACAAGUUCAUCAGUGCCCACGGCUGCCAUGGUGCAGAUUCCAGGCUGUCUUGCUGAUGAUUGGCAGCGAGACCAGCUAGCUCCGGUUCCCUCUUCGUGGUUUUGGAUUCCUAUGGCUAUAAAGCUCAGUGAGGCCCCACCUUCAGAUGACCCUUGCCUCUUGAGGAUCAAGAAUUGUGGUGUGCUCAGGCUCAAGGGUGUCGGCUCAGACAGUCACAAGCCAUCAGCUCAGAGCAUCUUGUUGGGCAAGGGCCCUCUUGACACCCUGAUAAGCCCCGGAGUCAUGUGACUUUAGGUCCUUGGGGAACCACUGAAGGUACCAUCUGGAGGACCUGUAUUGCCCUUGUCACAGCUGCUGUGUAGAGUGUAGCAGUAUUCCCGGCUAGCCUAGCUCCAGGGCGAAGCAAGAUAUUCACAAAGAUUCUCUGGGUCGCCGGGCGGUGGUGGCGCACGCCUUUAAUCCCAACACUCGGGAGGCAGAGGCAGGCAGAUCUCUGUGAGUUCGAGACCAGCCUGGUCUACAAGAGCUAGUUCCAGGACAGGCUCUAGAAACUACAGGGAAACCCUGUCUCAAAAAACCAAAAAAAAAAAAAAAAAAAAGAUUCUCUGGGUCCUAGAUUGUUUCCAGCGAUGCUCACCUCAGCCUGCUUGUCUCUUCCAUACUCUGGUCCUGGGGGACAAACAGAAGGAGCCGAGGAGAAGAGACCACACUGCUGUGGUCCAGACACAGACUGACAUUCUCUGUCCACAGCCCCAUGCUACGUCCCUGGGUACCUGAAUUUUACCUUCACUAAGGGACAUCUCCAACAGAGGGAGGUUCAAGACACUGCUGGUGACAGGAUGGAUAACACUGGGGACCACAGGCACAGUGAAAGAAAAGCUAUCCAUUAAUGUCAUUUAGUACAUUAAAAACCACGUGCUCCCUG
This is a messenger RNA of Arvicola amphibius (Eurasian water vole), 2784 nucleotides long. RefSeq names its product cannabinoid receptor 2 (gene Cnr2). Lineage: Eukaryota; Metazoa; Chordata; Mammalia; Rodentia; Cricetidae. Gene Ontology annotation, cellular component: membrane. Gene Ontology annotation, biological process: cannabinoid signaling pathway. The coding region runs from base 402 to 1484 and encodes 360 amino acids. Gene Ontology annotation, molecular function: cannabinoid receptor activity. The record is from RefSeq and is a predicted model, not a curated record. The transcript is spliced from 3 exons.